CGAAUACGAACCAUUCCGGUAACAACCAUUCCAAUAUCAAAUCUUCUAAUAUUAUUCUUUCCUCAUCUCCUUUUUCUUCCUCUUCCCCAGACGCCGCUCUCGCCGACGAGCUCGACUAUAUUACUGUAUCAGCUCCACAAGAAUCUCAUUCCCAACAUCCUCGUUCUCCCCGUCCGGUGGAUAAGGCCUCUCGUAUACUAGGAAUUGCUCAUCGCAAGUCCAUGGAGCCUAUUCCAGCCUCUACCCGCACGUCUGUCGUAUCAACUCGUUCGGCACCAUCAUCCCCAACACAACAUGCCCCAACCCUUCCUCUCACUUCUCUUUACGUCGUCUCAGGGCUUCCAAAGAGUCCUCAUACAUGGACUCUUGCCGACCCCGAUGCUGUUCUCGGUUUAUCUCACUCAGAGGGUGCAGUCGCCCGCUGGUGGAGGCCCGAGGUUCUCGGCAGUACCGUGAGCCCUGGUGCUGGUGGGGGCAAGAAAAAGAAGAAAGCAAAUAAGGGGGAGAGUACUGAGAUCCUCAAGGGCGCAGGUGCUCUGUCGAAAGCUGAAGUAGGAAAAAUGUUAUCAAAAGCGCUCAAGCUCUCGUUCACGCGUGAAGUUGAGAUCAUCGCGUCAACGCUUCAGCCGGCGAGCACAAUCCAUACUUUUACGUUUACCCUUCCUGCGCCUUCCACUCCCCUCGCGCCUGCACCUUCUGAAGUGGGUUUACUUCGCGCAUCUGUCCUCACCGGAACGGAUCGUUCUUCUGCAGCCCCCACAUUCUCCUUCCCUUACACUGAUGACCCAUUCCUCAAUGCCCGUCCUUCAUCAGCAUACCUUGGUCCGCCGAGCGCCCUCCAACUUCCUCCAGCAUCCCCGACAUCUCCCAUGUUCGAAAAACAAGCGUCAGGUGGAAAUGGAGCAACAGUUACCUACCAUGGUGUCUGUCUGACCGUAUGGAGUCACGCUGAUGCUGAGAGAAGUUCGGCAAUUCGCCGCACUCUCGAGGCAGGUCGUGCGCGCAAGGAGAGUGCGCAAUCACUAGUGGCUACGCGGCUGAGAGCGCUGCGUUCUUCAAACCCUCCAGGGUCUUCACAGUCCCCUGGAGAUCCAGCUAGGAGAGUGAAUAAAAAGAGUUUUAAGGGGCCUUGGUCGGGUACCGACGGUGAGACCGACGGCGAGGGUGCUGAAACUGACGCUGGUGCUAUCAGCGAGAGUGAUUAUGACGUGGCAAGUACCGUAGGUGGCCACGGUCCUGGUGAGAGUACCCUGUUCUUGCCUGGUGAUACCGUAUUUUGGCUCCCCUAUGCACUCACGCUGGUGUCGCGUCACCCGAUCUACGAUCUCAUGCGUGACUACCUAACCCUUUCUUGGGCUCGUUUCUCUAAAGAUGUGCAGUCGCACACCUUGCAGAUCUCCAAAAUCCUGGCCCAUCCUGCUCCACGCGCCGGUGAUCUCAUCAAGCUCGAUGCUUCUUCCACGCCCAUCCCCUCGACGAGCUCUACUCCCCCACAAACCGAUGACACAAACCUCGAGGUUAUUGCCCGCUUCCCUGGUGGCUUGGACUUUGGCCGCGGUCUCGUGGACAUCAAUUUUACAAUGUGGCCCUUGUUCAAGUGCUUGAACAUCGAUAACAUUCUUACUAUAUGCGAAAUUGCCCUGGCGCCGACAGGUCGUAUUCUAUUUUACUCUAGGCAUCCCGCCAUGCUCGGAAUCGCAGUAUGCACGAUCAAGUACCUUGUCGAGUUGCGGGGUUGGUCGGGGAUCGCCCUGCCUGCUGUCCACGCCCGUGACGCUAAGAUCUAUAUCGACGACCCCGGACCAUGGAUCCUCGGCCUUGCCACUGAAACGAGAUACAGCGUACGUCCGGGUCCCGAGGUUUGCGUAGUUGAUCUAGACAUCAACUACCUGAGUUGUCCAUCUCCCCCUCCUGGUGUAGUGUCUACUAAGCAGCAACGGGACAAAUAUAGGCAGCGUCUUCUUAUUGCAUUCGAGCCGCACUAUCAUCCCGAUCAUAGUGUGCCUUCCGAAUUCAAAGAAGCUUUCCCUGCGGGUCGAUUCCGCCCUGUCUGCAAGAUUCAGGCGAAACGCGGUGGUGAAACUGCUGCUGUCGCAGACACAAUCAAGGCACCUGAGUGGUGGCAUUCCACGCGGAUUAUCCAAGCAUUUGAUAGUGUGCUACAGGAUAAGUUUAAGAAGCCUUCGUUUCUCAAGCGCCUCUCCUCUUUCGGCGCAGCUCGGCGCAUCCCCAAGCUCACUCCUGCCGAGCAGCACAUUCAGCUAUCCAUUCGCAAACGUGCGACUGCGUUUGUCGAUGCUCGUGAUGACCUUGAGACAAAGAUCGGUCGUCUUUCUCGUCGUCUCAACUUCCUCAUGACGGAAGCAGAUUUAUGGCGGGAUAAGUUUGUUACGUUCGAGCAAUACGCGGAGCGCUUGAGUGCCGAGGCUGGCCAGCUGCGUAGCAAGAUUGGAAAGGAGCAAAGAGAGACAAAGCGGCUAAGUGGUUUGGUCCACCUCACAGCUGCCGAGAAGGCGAAAUUGCAGACACAGCUGUAUGAUACGGAGGUUGCACACAAGGAAGCUCUUGUUGAGCUGGAACGCAUGCGCGAGACCAUGGAAAGGAUGGAGGAAGAACGUGCGGAGAUGGUUGCUGAGGUCGAGGCCCAGAUCGAACGUGCACUUGCUUCCAUGGCUGUCGACGUCGACGAGUCUGAAUAUGAAGGGGACCUCGCAUCCCGUCCGGGGUCACGUAUGUCAGCAGCGAGGUCUACCGCCAGUGGCUCACGCUCGCGGAGAGCCAGUGACCCAAUCAAGGACGGUUCGGUCAGUAGUGGAUCCAGAUUACGCAGCUUCGGGACAGAAUCCACUCUUGCGGAACAAUACGAGAACGGUGAUGAGACUCUUGUGCACAGCAAAAGUGAUCGUGAGACUGACACGAUUGCGGAAGAAGACGAGACACCAGCGUCACCAAAGACAAAACGCUUCUCCGCAACUCAGGCUGAGUUAGUGCAAGAUGGUAUGAUGGCUGUGGACGAGGGUAUCAGCGAAAGGAGCGAUAGAAUCGCACAGAAAGUAUUACAGAUCCAGCAGAAGCUUGAGACUGCACUGGCCUCAGAACGGGUUCAAGAAUGGAAGAACAGGUCUGCUGCGGUCCAUAGUUCUACAGAGGAUGAACGAAGCAACGACUCCGAUGCCGUCCCUGUUCGUGCACGUCUAGCCAAAGGAACGAAGCUAGUGAAUAACCCUCCUGGCAAAGCGAGAAAGAGAACUCGUAGUAACACCGCAUCCUCGACGCAAACCAGUACCAACACCCGUCGCUCAAUGGAUACCAUAUCUACUUCGGCUACCCCUCGCCGGGCAGCUUCUCCUCGGGCGGAUCAGAGAAUCCCGCAGGUGGAAUCCCAGGUAGAGAGUAGUGCUGAUGAGGGCACUAUUGCUGGUUCCAAUCAACCACUGCGUAAGAUUGCCUCUGGGGCAUCUCUAUCUGCGCUUUCUCCCUCCGAAACAGCAACACCCUCCACUCCUGCUCUUACACCUGCUAUCAGCUCCAUCACAGAUGACUCGGACACUGACUUCCAGAGUGCUUAUUCUACAAGUCCUCGGGAUAGCUACGUCAGCUUUGAUGGCCGCCAAACUCCUCUCUAUCACGAUUCUGACGAUUCCAUUGAAUUCACCGAUCAAAGCUGCCAUUACGGGAAACAGGUUACUGCUCAGCUCAUAAAUGUGCCUGUUAGAGAGCGAGUCUCUAGUACAGCGACGGCAAUUCUUCAAACUCGAACUGUCUCUUAGCGAAGAUACAGUCGUGCCGAAAGGGCGGGUCCCUAAACAGCACGCUUGAAUCAGCAGUCAAAUUUUAUACCUAUGGCCGAUACCCACCUUUGCAUUACCAUCAUCGUUAUUUUGGGUUGCCCGUUCUUCCCACCACGCUCGUUGCUUUCUGAUCAUCCGUCGUAUUUGUUCCAUUGGAUUCCAUA
This is a messenger RNA of Suillus subalutaceus, 3955 nucleotides long. Its product is annotated as DENN domain-containing protein. The record is from RefSeq and is a predicted model, not a curated record. Gene Ontology annotation, biological process: regulation of Rab protein signal transduction. Gene Ontology annotation, cellular component: cytoplasmic vesicle. The transcript is spliced from 10 exons. NCBI's taxonomy places the organism in Eukaryota, Fungi, Basidiomycota, Agaricomycetes, Boletales, Suillaceae. The coding region runs from base 222 to 3770 and encodes 1182 amino acids.